This is a messenger RNA of Brassica napus (rape), 1299 nucleotides long. RefSeq lists its product as uncharacterized. NCBI's taxonomy places the organism in Eukaryota, Viridiplantae, Streptophyta, Magnoliopsida, Brassicales, Brassicaceae. The record is from RefSeq and is a predicted model, not a curated record. The coding region runs from base 1 to 1299 and encodes 432 amino acids. The transcript is spliced from 2 exons.
AUGCUGCGCAGCGGGAAAAACCUCGCAGCAGAUACGAGGAAUAACACAAAUGUUGGAAAACCUGACAAUGUCGACAAGACCGGAAAAAGCAACUCUCAUCAAAUUCUUCUUAACGAUCUUGACCCAAAUCCAUCUCAAGAGAACCGGAAAACCACCGCUGAAAAGGCUAAGGAAAAGGCAAUAGACUUAGAACUAGAAAAAGAUACGAAGAUUGAGGACGAAAUCGAUCGACAUUACGGAACUGACGUCGAUCGACCUAAAACACCUACCAUCGAUCGACAACCUGAAAAACCCGUCGAUCGACGGUCUACUCAACCCGAACCCAUAAUUGAAAGAGUCUAUAGAACUUUACCCCCUUUUUCUCAUAAAACGCAAACUAAGAAAUCAUUAGAAAACGUGAUUUGCAAGAAAGCCUUAGACAAAAUUUUGGUUGAGAUGUCCCUUAGUGAUGCUAUAAAAAUAGCACCUUCAAUUAAGAAGUAUAUAAAGGACAUGACAUCUCCAAACUACCCAAUUGCAGAACAUAUCUUGAUGAUGAUUUCAGAAGAAGUAAUUGCUAUGAUUAAAGGAGAAACUCCAACAAAGAGAUCAGAUCCUGUGACGUUAGGAUAUAAAGAGUUUAUGCCAACUCCGAUCACCCUGGUUUUAGCUGAUAGAUCUAUUACGGUACCCGAAGGAAUUCUCGAAGAUGUUCCCAUAAAGAUUAACAAUUGCAUCGUGCCUACGGAUUUUGUUGUGUUGAAAUACAGACAAGAACCCAAAGAUCCCCUCAUUCUGGGUCGGCCAUUGCUAGCUACAGCUGGAGCAAUCAUUGACGUUAAAGAAGGACAAAUUAAUUUGAACAUUGGGGAUAUCUCAAUGACUUUUGAUAUGGAAAAACUGAUUAACCGACCCCUAAUAGAUGACCAGGCCUUCUACGUGGAAAACGUUUCUGAGGAUGAAAGAGACUCUUUCAUAAACAUGUGUUCAGACAACCCCUUAGAAGACACCCUUAACCACGUGGAAAAUAAAAAUUUCAGCAUAUCAGAUAGGACAGACGAUUACAUGCGACUAAUGGACGCUAGCAUCGAAGUUGCAAAUGUAGAAGAAAAUGACGACUCCGAAGUUGUCAUCGAUCGAUACCUUCAAGAUACCAUCGAUCGACAACCUCCCUCGCAAUCAAAUUGGUCUAAAGAUAAAGCACCAAAGGUAGAAUUAAAAACUCUACCCAGCGGUCUUAAGUACGCUUACCUUUAUGACCAGUCCUACCCUGUUAUCGUCAACGCCAAUCUCACUAGCGUAGAACUUGCUUUAUUAUGA